Molecule: messenger RNA, 647 nt
Organism: Prunus mume (Japanese apricot)
Lineage: Eukaryota; Viridiplantae; Streptophyta; Magnoliopsida; Rosales; Rosaceae
Source: RefSeq, a predicted model, not a curated record
AACUCCGAAGCUAUAAAUACCUAAACUAAAUCGUUUUUCGGGUCUCUUUUGCUUCGCAAAACCCUAAACCCAAAAUCAAGAGGUAAGAGGCGGUGACAAUGGCGAAGUCGAUGAGAUGUAAGAGAGAGAAGAGACUGAGAGCCAUUCGGAGAGAGAUGGUAGAGCCUUACUACGACAAGAAAGACGAAGCUAAGCUCGCUGCCCAGGAAGCUGCCCUCGCUGCCCCUAAGCUGCCUGUACGGCCGCCUCCUAAAUCCGGUUCUGCUAUGGAGGUCACUACAACUGACAGCACUACGGCCUCAACAAGCAACAUGGAUGUGGAUAUGGUCGGUGGCAGUCAAAGAAUGAACUUUUUGAAGCCUGGUGGUGGGAUAGGCAAGAAAUCCAAGAGGGUAUUUAAGGUGGGUAAAAGAAGGCGUCAAGGCAAGGGGGGCAAGGUUAAGAAGCGUCAUAUAUAACUCUAUGAGCAUAUGAAUGCCCAAUUGUAGCCACAAUGGGAUAUGAGUAUCUUUAAGGCUGUCUUUGUAUUCUGGUUUUAUUUUCUAGAUACUUGAGAGUUAUCCUCCCUAAAUUGUAACCGAGAGCCCAUGUCAUAUGUUAACUUUGAGUUUAAGCAGGAUUUAUGGGGUUUUCUGUUGAAACUGCAA